GUGGACGUAAACAAGAUGUAAAGCACAAAAGAAAUGUUUGUGAGAGCGUUUUACCGUUUUUCGAGUGUAAUAUGGCCCUUUGAGGACCAGAUGGUGAAUUGAAAGAUGUGGUAUAGGAGUUAUAAGCACCGCGGAAAGAGAUAUUAUGCAUUUUUGAGCAGAUUACCAAUCCGCCAGUCCAGAUGCGAUGUGAAUACCAGACUAUGCUGAUGAGGAGCAGAAGCAGCAGAAGAAGCCAUCACCAGGAGCAGAAGCUGAGCUGGUGGAGAGCGUGAGAUAGAGUCGAGGGGCCGCUAUAGGCCGCCCAUCGGGUCGAUUCGAGCAUCGGGCUUAGCGGCGAUGCAUUGGCAAGCCGGGCAGCUGGCUGCCGCCCGAGGCGCGCUACUGUUGGCCUUCGUGCUACACCAUUGGUCCGCCUUGGCGACCAUGCCUACCAACGCCAAGUUCUACACGAUACAUUGGAACUCGUCCAAUCCCAUAUUUCGCAUCGAUAAUACAGACAAUAUCAUCGAUGUUAAUAGGAAUAAUAUGAAAUUUGAAUAUGAUCAGGUGAACCUGAUCUGUCCCGUGUACAUGCCAGGCACGCGGGAUGAAGAAAUGGAGAAGUAUAUAAUAUACAACGUGUCGAAAGACGAAUACGAAACAUGUAGGAUAACGAAUCCAAACCCUAGGAUAAUAGCUGUGUGCGAUAAGCCCUACAAGCUGAUGUAUUUUACAAUUACAUUUAGACCGUUCACACCUCAGCCUGGUGGGCUGGAAUUUCUACCAGGCCACGACUACUAUUUCAUCUCGACGUCGACGAGCGACGACUUGCACCGGCGGAUAGGCGGCCGGUGCACCACCCACAACAUGAAGAUCGUGUUCAAGGUGUGGGGCCCGACAACGGAGGCGCCGCCCAGCACCAGCCCCGCCCCUCCGACGCCAGCGUUCGUGCCGGCGCCGCCCCCUCCGAUGCCGUCGCGGCCGCCAGUCGUGCCGUGGUGGGGGGAGCCCAGCCAACGGCCGCCGCCGCAACCCACGGAAGCGCCUCCCACUCCGCAAGCACCGCCCACCACGAAGAAGUCCAAACCGUACGGCGGCAAACAUCCCAACGAGGUGGUCAAGAGCGAGGAACUGACUCUGGGCGGUGCCCGAUCCGUGCAAGUGGCCGGUGGUGUGUUGUCAGUGUGCGCUACCGCGAUCUUGCUGCCGAUGCUGCUUCGAUGAACGAUGCUAUAGAGUGCGAUGAUCGUGCCGUCUCCGUUCCAUAUUGCGCAGUAGCCUGCGGAUCGGUCCGAACAAUCACGUUUUGGAUUCGAGUUCUUAACGUACGACUAGGUGGAUGCUAGACAAAUCUUCUUUGGGGACUUAAAAUGUGCGUAAAGGUGGUGCGUACUUCUUGGAUUUUUCAGUAGAGUUAAAAAUGUGUCUGACCGGCCUGAGGAGUAGUUACGACUUUUUUGAAACGUCGAACGGUUCGUUGAGUAUACUUUUCUCUAUUUGAUACUUUGCUUGGCUUGACUGGUAUAAAAAUGAUAUGAAAUUCAUCUUUAGACCUUGCUAAAAUAUUAAAAAAGAAGCAGUCUUUAGAAAACUGCAUACAGACUGGGCCAUAAUUUCAAGUGAGGUUUACUAUUUUAUUUCCUAUAGCAUUAGUAACCUUUGGAAGGUAUCAUCUAUGGAGAAAAGUAUUUUCCAUUUCCAUAUUUUAAGGCAAUGCGCGAAUUAACUUUUCAAAACUCAUUUUGAAUUACUGGUUUUAAACAUAAACACAGCCUUUUUUUUUCGAAUUUCUUUUUUAUUCCAAUAUUAAACUCGUGUAAAAAUUUAAUUAUGAUUAAAUUUGAAACUUUUAUUUCAUAUUUCUAUGUAACAACUUUUGCUAUACCAUAACAUUUCAUAACUGUUAUAAACAUUUCCAGCCACACAUUUUAUGUUUUUACCUAAUUUUCGUUUAAACAAUGACGUUUUUUGACGGGCCACAAACAGAAGCAUCCUCCUAGUAAGUACUGAUAGACUAUAAUCCCCGGCGUAAUUGUUUAGAAACUUUCGCAUUCUAUUGUAUAUACAAUCUGUCCCAUACCGAACGUACUAUAGCUAUUACCGUAUGUACUGUUGUAUGUUGUCCCAUUCCCCCUUCACCAUAGUGUGCUGCCCUGACGAUGUUUUCAAUAAGUCUCGUCCUGGCUAAGAGAAAUCGAUUGUUCAUCUGUCUGUGUUCAUGAGAACGAUGACGUUUGUCGCAUGUUGGAUUGACAGGAAGAUAUGGAAGCUUUUUUCUAUAGAGGCAUUAUCAGUUCCUUAGACCCGUAUGGAACGUGCCUUUUGGCGAUGGAUAUGAAUUGUCUUAUAAAUCAAUAGUCUUCAUUCUUAAACUGGUUUUUCUUCAGGAUGACUAGUCCAGAGACUCUAAUACCUGAUUCCAAAUCUCAUUCUUAUUGAGUGAAACCAGAACGUACAGUAGCGGACGAAAGUUUGGAAACAUUCUUAGUAAUGGUGCGCUAAUGUUUUAUUCUUCUAUUGUUUUUCUCAUAUAGUUUGCUUACAGCCUCAUACAAAUGACGAUUUGUGUUUGCUGUGGUACUACAGACUAGCAUUAAAAUACCUUCAUAUUAUUUUAUGACCAAAAAUGAGAUGACAAAAGUAUGGAAAUAUAUUUUUUAUUACAAACUUAAAUACAAUAAAUCUACAAAAAAAUUUGAAAAAUACGGUUUAGCUAAUAUAUGGUAGCAUACCCUUUAGCAUUUAACACUUCCUGACAUCUGUUGCUCAUAGAAGACACCAUUUUUGUACAGAUGUCUGUUGG
Acanthoscelides obtectus is the source of this 2785-nucleotide messenger RNA. Lineage: Eukaryota; Metazoa; Arthropoda; Insecta; Coleoptera; Chrysomelidae. The record is from the annotation of a GenBank genome assembly.